UCAAAUAAUUACAAUUAAUUAAUAGUUAAAGAUUCAGAUGUAUAAUGAUGUAUUUUCGUCAAACUUUAUAUUAAUAUCGAGCUUACCAUUACGGAGUUACAAGGAUAUUUUGCUAAAUCCACUUGCUCCUUAGCCGCUCUAAUUUCUUUCUGUCGAAGCUUCUGCUUCUCGGCUUUUUUUCUCUGACCGGUCUUCUUCUUCGGCAUUUUCACUUAUUAAUGAAAUCUGAUCUUAUUGCUGUUGAGAUGUGCAAAUCAUAUGAUCGUAAGAGAGGUUAUGGUUUCGAGUACACGAGACACGAAUAUAAAUGAAGUAUUUGCAAUUUUGGCGGUUUAUAUCGGUUCACUCUGUAGAAUUGACCUGAACAAUUCGUCGAUAAAAUUUUUCGCAAUUUAAGAGACACUUAUAAAGUGCGGAUUAUUUAAUUCGUGAAGAUUUGCUCUUUUAAAGAGCUGUUCUGUCAAAUGGAAGUGACAUAUAAUAAGGAAAACCGCAAAAUAUCUGUGAAAAAUGACAGAAAGCAAAAGUCACCGCAUUCUGUUGAAUCUCUGUUGUUGUUAGAUAACACAUUAUUGUGUAAUAUAGAAUCUGACAGUAGCAUCCUUGCUCCGCAUAAUUACUCCGAAAAUGUCUCAGCAGCACGAGUUUCUAAAGGGAAGCAAAAUGUUAAAAUCAAUGCAAUGGUUGCGUCAAAAGAACUCAACAAAUUACAAAGUGCGUUUUCUCCCAACAUAAAUGAAUGGCAAGAUAAAUCAUUAAUGAAUCAAGUAUUUGCUCAGUUCGAGAAUGAAAGAGAAAUUGUUCCAGGAAAUAGUAAUAUUAGCUUUGAUAUGUUUGAUACAUUUUGUAAAGAAGACACACACACAAACUUUGAUCAAAGCAUAGAGAAAACAUCUUUAUCUGAAGUAAAUAAAAAUAUAUUAUGCCAAGAUAAAGUGACUAAUAUAUCAAAUUUAUGUAUUACAAAUUUUGAUUAUACUUUGGAAGAUAGCUCUUUUAAGGAAAAUGAAAAUAAAGAUGGAUCACCAAUUUUAAAAACCAAAUAUAGAGGUUUAAGUGAAUAUAAUAAACCAAGAAAACAACUCCGUUUAAGGAAUGAAUUAAGAUCAAAAACAGCAAAAAAUGAAAAUUUAAGCAUCACAAAGUAUCCUUUAUUUUAUGACUUACCACAUACUGUGAAAAAAUUGAUUGAAGAAAUUAAGGGCAUUCAUGAAUUAUAUCAAUGGCAAGAUGAAUGUUUAAAGUUAGCUAUUAGAAGUAAAAAGAAUUUAAUUUAUGCUCUACCAACAAGUGGUGGUAAAACUUUAGUUGCGGAGAUAUUAAUGUUCAGGGAAAUUAUAUGUAAUAAGAAAAAUACAAUUUUUAUACUCCCAUAUGUGGCUUUGGUGCAAGAAAAGGUCCAAUCAAUGGCUAUAUUAGCAUUAAAAUUAGGUUUUCUAAUCGAAGAAUAUGCUGGUACAAAAGGGCGUUAUCCACCAAUCAAACGGCGAAGAAAAAAUAGCAUCUACAUUUGUACUAUAGAGAAAGCUUUAGGACUUGUAAAUAGUUUAAUAGAAACAAAACGUUUAGAUGAGAUUGGUAUUAUAGUCAUUGAUGAGUUACAUUUACUUGGGGAGUCUGGAGGAAGAGGUGCUACAUUAGAAGGGCUUCUUACAAAAAUAAUGUUCUUCAGUGAUACAAUACGUUUGAUUGGAAUGAGUGCAACAAUAGGUAAUUUAAAGGAAAUUGCACAGUUUCUCAAUGCGGAUACAUAUUCACAAAAUUUUCGACCAGUUGAAAUAACGGAAUAUGUGAAAUGUGAAAAUGAUACUUGGGUAGUCAAUUUGAGUAAUGAAGAUUUAUUAGUAAAUAUGAGCAAUAACGAUUACAAGUAUUCAGAUGAUAUAGCAAUGCUAGAUCCAGAUAGAAUUGCGGGCUUGGUAAUGGAAGUAAUACCAAAUGAUUCGUGUCUUAUAUUCUGUUCAAGUCGUAAAAACUGCGAAAAUGUGGCUUUAUUAUUAGUUAAAGUUUUACCUAAAAGUUUGAUUAAUUAUAAAAUAGAAAAAAAGAAAACAUUGUUAGAUGCACUUAAGGCUGAAGAAGAUCUAUGUUCUAUUUUGUGCAAAACUGUCAAAUAUGGUAUAGCUUAUCAUCAUUCUGGUCUGACAUCCGAAGAACGUCGCUUGUUAGAGGAUGCCUUUAGAGAAGGUACUCUAUGUGUAAUAUGUUGUACAUCAACUUUAGCAGCUGGUGUCAAUUUGCCAGCAAGAAGGGUAAUACUACGUAGUCCUUAUAUUGGUAAGCAGUUCUUGAAUUUAAGUAGAUAUAAACAAAUGAUUGGCAGGGCUGGUCGUGCUGGUAUGGGAGUUUUAGGAGAAAGUAUACUUAUUUGCAAAAAAUUUGAGAUCAAUAAAGUGAAAGAGCUCUUGAUUUCUCAAAUGGAUGACUCACUAAGUAGUUUACAUAUAGAAAAUGAUAGAGGACUCAACAAUUUGAUUUUAAGUGCAAUACAAUUAAACAUGGCAACAACUAGGUCUGAAUUACAUAAAUUGACAGCUACAACUCUACUUAGUAUUCAACAAAAUAGAAUAGGCGUUAAUGUGAAAGCAAUCACGGACGAAACGAUAACGGCGUUAUUAAAAUGUAGCGUGAUAAAAGUAAAAAGUAAAAGUCGUAAUAAUACCGAUAAUCCUAAUGUAACUGUCGUUAUUCCAUCUCAAGCCAAUGCAUAUGGAAAAAUCGCCAGUCAAAAAAGGAAAAAAAUGAUCACUUUUACAAGCGAAACCGAAUUUCAACUUUGUGAUUUGGGACAUGCUGCAAUGAAAGGACCAAUUGAUUUAAAAACUGCAUACACACUAUAUGAAGAUUUAAAAACAGCUCAAAAGCAUUUAAUCUUAAUUGAUAAUCUUCAUCUCUUAUAUCUUGUUACACCAUAUGACAGUGUAUCUCAAAUCACUCUCAACGGCAGUAUUUAUUAUAAUGUGAUAAUGGAUUUAAAUGAAAAUCAAAUGCAAGUAGCUAGACUUUUGGGGAUAACAGAAGCUACAGCAAAUAAAAUACGUGAUGGUAUAAUGCCUAAGACUGUAGAGAAGAGGGUGGUUCAUAGAUUUUAUGUGACCUUAAUAGUAUAUGAAUUGUGGAAUCAUCAUUCAGUUUAUUUUGUUGCCGAGAAAUAUCAAGUUAAUAGAGGUAUUAUACAAAAUCUUUUAAAUGCAGUCUCAAUGUUUGCAUCUUCUGUUGUAAGAUUUUGUCAGGAACUACCCGAGUUUUGGGCAUUUACUGAGAUGUUGAGUACAUUUAGUAAAAAAUUAUCUUACUGUUGUCCAUCAGAGCUAGAAACAUUGAUGGAACUUCCCUCAGUUAAAAUAGGUAGAGCUCGUCAACUAUACAAGGCUGGCUAUCGAACUUUACAAUCUAUAGCAAAAGCUGAUGCGAAAGAAAUAAAGGAAAAAAUUCCAUAUUUAAGUAAUAGAAUAGUAAAGCAAAUUACUGCUGCAGCAAAACUUUUAAUAUUGCAAAGAGCAGAGGAUUUAAAAGACGAGUGGGAAGACGUACUAGAUGGUAUACAUAUGAGUCAGAUAGAAGUAGAGCUAUUCUAAAAAAUAAUUAAUAAAUUUUUAAAAAUUUUUUCCAAAUAAGAUUUAAAUCUUGUAUAAAAUUAAAUUUUGCGGAUUUGGUGCAAAUAUUUGGAUAAAAAUGAAUGAUUUUUGUUAUCAAAGUUUUGUUGUCAAAGCUCUUUUAUAGAAACAAAUUGGAUCAUAGAUGUAAUUUGAAUUAUGUAUAUAUAAAUUGACAAUAUCGUAUAUAACGAAACAAUUAAUUGAAUAUAUUUAUACAGUUAAGA
Molecule: messenger RNA, 3823 nt
Organism: Nylanderia fulva
Lineage: Eukaryota; Metazoa; Arthropoda; Insecta; Hymenoptera; Formicidae
Gene: mus301
Product: mutagen-sensitive 301
Molecular function (GO): ATP binding; nucleic acid binding
Source: RefSeq, a predicted model, not a curated record